AGACACCAUUGGACGAAACACUUGCAUCAGUAGAUCCACGACACACCUGAUCUGUCGGUCACCACCACAUCCACACUGAUAUGCAGUCAUCGCCACAAGCAUUCAAUUGGUGUCUCAUGUGUCCGAACCAGCAAUAGUCCAAAUGGUUGUCCACUUCAACCCACUGUUGCUCCCAAUACUCGCAUCACUUCUAUGUCUCGAUGUCUUGGCCGACGAUCCGCCGCGAAUCAUAACAGCGCCCAAAGACCAGUUGGUAGUGUCCGGACGGGUGGCCACCUUCGUGUGCGCCGCCAUCGGGACGCCUAAGCCUCAGAUCGAGUGGAGGAAGAAUGGCAAACGACUCGUCACUCAGAGAUACACUGUUCUCGAGAUCCCCAACGGAUCUGUUCUUCGCAUAGAACCCGUCAGAGCUAAUCGAGACAACGCUACGUAUGAGUGUUUGGCAGAGAAUGGUGUCGGAGAACCCGUCAGAGCACAGGCUGUUCUCAAUGUCUUCUCCGACGAAGACAUCCCGAAAGGCUUCCCGCGGUUCUCACUGCAGCCUCACAUGCAGGGCGUGGAAAGGGGUCGCAACGCCCUAAUCCCGUGCAAGGCUGAGGGCGAUCCUGACCCACACAUCACGUGGUUUAAGGACAUGAUGCCAAUAGACAUGAGUAAUACGCGGUAUUCAUACUAUUCGGGCGCUUCCCUGCAGAUAGUGGGCGCUGAAGAGCAAGACCAGGGACAGUAUGAGUGCAUCGCUGAGAACCGGGUGGGAACGGCGUACUCGGAUUUGGCCACUCUGUACGUGAGGACUCGAGUGGUUCCGCCGUACUUCUCGAUCCCACCCGAAAAGCAAUACGAAGUAAUGCCCGGAAGUGCUCUGAACCUGACGUGUGUUGCCGUCGGCUCUCCCAUGCCUUACGUCAGUUGGAAGAGAGGUCUGACUGACUUGAAUACCGCCGAUAAUAUGCCGAUCGGCAAGAAUGUCCUCAAACUGGAGGACAUCAGAGAAAGUGCUAAUUACACCUGUAUCGCACACUCAAAGCUCGGAAACAUUGAGGCCUUAACACAGGUGUUGGUUCAGUCACUGCCGAGACCGCCAACCAAUGUUCGGAUAUCAGACGUAACGCCCACUUCAGUGCGUCUGUCGUGGUCUUACGAUAUCGGCGCCGAGAAUAUC
This is a messenger RNA of Oppiella nova, 1162 nucleotides long. The record is from the annotation of a GenBank genome assembly. NCBI's taxonomy places the organism in Eukaryota, Metazoa, Arthropoda, Arachnida, Sarcoptiformes, Oppiidae.